CUUGGUUCCACAACUAAACGCGCUGACGCGCCCAUUGGCCUUUUCCUUGCUGCGCGUUCUCCACUCCGACUCUCUCUCUCUCUCUCUUCCAGAACCCACCCUUUCCGGAUCUGACCCCAUGCCAUGAGUCUCCGGCAACGCCCAUCUCGGGCCCAUUCUGAAUUCGAGCCCUACAAUAUCAUCCCCAUCCACAACCUCCUCGCCGACCACCCCUCCCUCCGGUUCCCGGAGGUCCGCGCCGUCACCACCGCGCUCCGAGCCGUUGGGGAUCUCCGCAAGCCCCCUUACUCCCGAUGGGAACCGCAAAUGGACCUCCUCGACUGGCUGGCCAUCUUCUUUGGCUUCCAGACGGACAACGUUCGGAACCAGCGCGAGCACCUGGUCCUCCAUCUCGCCAACGCCCAGAUGCGCCUUUCCCCUCCCCCCGACAACAUCGACGCCCUCGACGCCGCCGUUUUGCGAAAGUUCCGCCGGAAACUCCUCCGCAACUAUACCACCUGGUGCUCCUACCUCGGCAAGAAAUCCAACAUCUGGAUCUCCGAUCGCACUCAGGCCGCCUCCGAACACCGCCGCGAGCUCCUCUACGUCUCUCUCUACCUCCUCGUCUGGGGUGAGUCCGCCAAUCUCCGCUUCGUCCCCGAAUGUAUUUGCUUUAUUUUCCAUAACAUGGCCAUGGAACUGAACAAGAUUCUGGAGGGUUACAUAGACGAGAACACGGGUCAACCGGUGAUGCCCUCGAUUUCGGGCGAGAACGCGUUCUUGAACUACGUUGUGAAACCGAUUUACGAGACGAUUAGGGCCGAGGUUGAGAGUAGUAAGAACGGAACUGCGCCGCACAGUGUGUGGCGCAACUACGAUGAUAUCAACGAGUAUUUUUGGAGUAAACGGUGUUUUCAGAAGCUCCAGUGGCCGAUCAAGUUAGACAGUACUUUCUUCGUGACUACUGGUAGAGUGGGGAGACAUGUGGGGAAGACCGGCUUCGUGGAGCAGAGGUCGUUUUGGAACUUGUUUAGGAGUUUCGAUAGGUUAUGGGUGAUGCUGGUGUUGUUUUUGCAGGCGGCUAUUAUUGUUGCAUGGGAGGGGAAGGAUUAUCCAUGGCAGGCAUGGAAGAGCAGGUAUGUGCAGGUGCGUGUUUUGACUGUGUUUUUCACGUGGAGUGGGUUGAGGUUCUUGAAGUCCUUGUUGGACGCCGGGAUGCAGUAUAAUUUGGUCUCAAGGGAGACAUUGGGGCUUGGGGUGAGGAUGGUGAUGAAGAGCGUGGUUGCUGCCAUAUGGAUUGUGGUUUUCGGGGUGUUUUAUGGCAGGAUAUGGUCGCAGAAGAACGCUGAUGGGAGGUGGUCCCCUGAGGCAGAUAGAAGGGUGGUGACUUUUCUUGAGGUGGCGCUGGUUUUUGUGUUGCCGGAGCUUCUGGCAGUGGCACUGUUUAUAAUUCCGUGGAUCAGGAAUUUUCUUGAGGAGACAAACUGGAGGAUCUUUUAUAUGUUGUCAUGGUGGUUUCAGAGCAGGACUUUUGUGGGUCGUGGGUUGAGGGAGGGUCUCGUGGAUAACAUUAAGUACACGUUGUUCUGGGUUUUAGUGCUUGCUACGAAAUUUUGUUUUAGUUACUUUUUGCAGAUCAAACCGAUGAUUGCCCCAUCAAAAGUAAUGUUGAAACAAACAGAUGUGCAUUAUCAAUGGUAUCAGCUGUUCAAAAAUAGCAAUAGAUUAGCAGUUGGGCUAUUGUGGCUUCCUGUUAUUUUGAUUUACCUCAUGGAUAUUCAGAUUUGGUACUCAAUCUACUCGUCUUUUGUUGGGGCAGCAGUGGGGUUGUUUCAGCACAUAGGCGAGAUUCGAAAUAUUGAACAAUUGAGGCUGAGGUUCCAGUUCUUUGCAAGUGCCAUUCAAUUCAAUCUCAUGCCAGAGGAGCAGCUGUUAAAUUCAAGGGGGAUGAGGAAUAAGUUUAAGGAUGCCAUCCAUCGGUUGAAACUGAGAUAUGGGCUUGGUCGACAUAAGAAGCUUGAAUCCAACCAGGUUGAGGCAAAUAAGUUUGCUUUGAUAUGGAAUGAAAUCAUUUCGAUAUUCAGGGAAGAAGAUAUCAUCUCUGACCAUGAGCAUGAGCUGUUGGAGCUGCCCCAGAAUUCUUGGAAUGUCAGGGUCAUCCGCUGGCCUUGUUUCCUUCUCUGUAAUGAACUGCUGCUUGCACUCAGUCAGGCGAAAGAGUUAGUAGAUGCUCCUGAUAAGUGGAUCUGGUAUAAGAUAAGCAAGAAUGAGUACAGGCGUUGUGCUGUGAUUGAAGUUUAUGACUGUAUCAGGCACUUGUUGCUUGAGAUUAUCAAAAGAAACACUGAAGAGCAUUCCAUUAUGACCAUAUUCUUUCAAGAGAUCGAUCACUCUAUUCAGAUUGAGAGGUUUACUAAGACAUUUAAUAUGACCGUACUACCCCAGCUCCAUGCCCAGUUGAUCAAACUUGUUCAGCUAUUGAACAAGCCUAAGAAAGAUCCUAGCCAGGUGGUGAAUACACUGCAGGCCCUAUAUGAGAUUGCUAAACGGGAUCUUUUCAAGGAGAAGAAGAGCAUUGAACAGCUGAGGGAGGAUGGUUUGGCUCCCCGUAGUCCAGCUUCCACUCAGGGGCUGCUUUUUGAGAAUGCUGUCAACUUGCCUGAUCCCAAUAACGAGACUUUCUAUCGGCAGGUUCGGCGGUUGCACACAAUUCUUACCUCUCGGGACUCGAUGCACAAUAUCCCAGUAAAUCUUGAGGCAAGACGCCGAAUUGCCUUCUUCAGUAACUCCCUUUUCAUGAACAUGCCCCAUGCACCCCAAGUUGAGAAAAUGAUGGCCUUCAGUGUUCUGACCCCUUAUUACAGUGAAGAAGUACUCUUUGGUAAAGAACAACUUAGAACGGAGAACGAAGAUGGGGUUUCUAUCACGUACUAUUUGCAGACAAUCUAUGCUGAUGAGUGGACAAAUUUUAUAGAGAGGAUGCGCCGAGAAGGAAUGGUGAAAGAGGAAGAAUUAUGGACAACGAGGCUAAGAGAUCUUAGGCUUUGGGCAUCAUACAGGGGUCAGACACUUGCCCGCACUGUAAGGGGAAUGAUGUAUUACUAUCGGGCCCUUAAGAUGCUGGCAUUUCUAGAUUCUGCAUCAGAGAUGGACAUCCGGGAAGGAUCACGAGAACUUGGUUCAAUGAGGCGAGAUGCGUUGGAUGGUUACAGCUCGGAAAGGUCACUUUCCUCCAGGAGUUUGGGUAGAACAAGCAGUUCAGUCAAUUUGUUAUUUAAAGGACACGAGUAUGGGACUGCUUUGAUGAAGUUCACUUACGUGGUUGCCUGCCAGAUAUAUGGGACUCAAAAGGCAAAAAAAGAUCCUCAUGCUGAUGAAAUCUUGUCUCUUAUGAAAGACAACGAGGCCCUUCGAGUUGCCUAUGUCGAUGAGGUUUCCACUGGGAGGGACGGGAAGGAGUACUACUCUGUCCUUGUGAAGUACGAUCACCAAUUGCAGAAGGAAGUGGAAAUCUACCGGAUAAAGUUGCCUGGUCCCUUAAAGCUUGGAGAGGGAAAGCCGGAGAAUCAAAAUCAUGCCAUCAUCUUCACCCGUGGUGAUGCUGUUCAGACUAUUGAUAUGAAUCAAGACAACUAUUUUGAGGAGGCACUCAAAAUGCGUAAUCUAUUGGAAGAAUUCAGGCACAAUUAUGGCAUCCGGAAGCCUACUAUAUUGGGAGUUAGGGAGCACAUUUUUACUGGUUCUGUUUCAUCACUUGCUUGGUUUAUGUCAGCUCAGGAAACGAGUUUUGUCACUUUGGGACAGCGUGUUUUGGCAAACCCUUUGAAAGUUAGAAUGCAUUAUGGCCAUCCAGAUGUUUUUGACAGGUUUUGGUUCUUGACUCGUGGUGGCAUCAGUAAAGCUUCCAGAGUGAUUAACAUCAGUGAGGACAUUUUUGCUGGCUUUAAUUGCACGUUGCGUGGAGGCAAUGUUACCCACCAUGAAUAUAUCCAGGUUGGCAAGGGAAGGGAUGUGGGGUUGAAUCAAGUAUCCAUGUUUGAGGCCAAGGUUGCUAGCGGAAAUGGCGAGCAAGUUCUCAGCAGAGAUGUCUACAGGUUGGGUCAUAGGUUGGACUUCUUCAGGAUGCUGUCAUUCUUUUACACUACUGUGGGAUUCUUUUUCAACACAAUGAUGGUGGUUCUUACUGUAUAUGCAUUUCUAUGGGGACGACUCUAUCUGGCUCUUAGUGGUUUUGAGGAUUCUGUUUUGGCAGAUGACACAAAGAGCAAUGCAGCACUUGUUACAGUCUUGAACCAGCAGUUUAUCAUCCAACUUGGUCUGUUCACUGCCCUUCCAAUGAUAGUGGAGAACUCUCUUGAGCAUGGGUUCCUGAACGCUAUUUGGGAUUUCUUGACAAUGCAGCUACAGCUGUCAUCUGUUUUUUACACAUUCUCUAUGGGAACGCGUGCCCAUUACUUUGGCCGGACUAUUCUUCAUGGUGGUGCAAAAUAUCGGGCCACUGGGCGUGGUUUUGUUGUGCAGCAUAAAAGUUUUGCUGAGAAUUAUAGACUCUAUGCUCGUAGCCAUUUUGUGAAGGCCAUUGAACUUGGACUGAUACUGAUAGUUUAUGCGUCACACAGUCCUGUAGCUGGAAAUUCGUUUGUUUACAUAGCCAUGACCAUCACAAGUUGGUUCCUGGUUGUCUCAUGGAUUAUGACCCCAUUUGUUUUUAAUCCUUCUGGAUUUGAUUGGUUGAAGACUGUUUAUGAUUUUGAUGACUUUAUGAACUGGAUUUGGUACUAUGGCAGCGUGUUUGCAAAAUCUGAACAGAGCUGGGAAAGAUGGUGGUAUGAGGAGCAGGAUCAUCUUAGGACGACUGGCUUUUGGGGAAAGAUACUGGAAAUUAUCUUAGACCUUCGAUUUUUCUUUUUCCAGUACGGGAUAGUAUACCAGUUACAUAUUGCUGCUGGGAGUACCAGUAUUGCUGUUUACUUGUUGUCUUGGAUCUAUGUGUUCGUGGCUUUUGGGAUUUACGUGGUAAUAGUAUACGCUCGGGAUAAAUAUGCAGCAAAAGAACAUAUUUACUAUCGUCUAGUCCAGUUCCUUGUGAUUAUACUUGUGAUACUUGUGACAAUUGCCCUGCUGGAAUUCACUGAUUUCACAUUUAUUGAUAUUUUCACUAGUUUGUUGGCAUUCGUCCCCACGGGGUGGGGCAUGAUAUUGAUUGCCCAAGUAUUCCGGCCCCUUUUGCAGCACACUAUACUUUGGGACUCUGUUGUUUCUGUGGCUCGACUAUAUGAUAUAAUUUUUGGAGUCAUUAUCAUGGUUCCUGUGGCAUUACUGUCAUGGUUGCCUGGUUUUCAGUCAAUGCAGACGAGAAUUCUUUUCAAUGAAGCAUUUAGUAGGGGCCUCCGCAUUUUUCAGAUUGUAACAGGCAAAAAAUCUAAAGUUGAUUCAUGAUUUGAGGUCUGGUUUGUGAGGUGGUGUAGAGGAACGAUAGAAGUUGAGGGGCAGGAUCUUCGUGGAGGUUCUUUUGUGUACGUCUCUGUAGAUUCCAUUAUGUUCCAUUCCUGCAGCGGGGAGGUAAAGGACGAUAUAUACUUUCUUAUUCUUCAUCAAUGCUUGUGAAAAAUGUUCUCAUCUUUUACUCAUAUUUGGUAGGGGAGCUCUUAGUUAUUGUGCUUUUACUUCCCACUUCUUCUUCAAAAGUUGAGAGCUCUUCGCAUAGUGCAUGCACUCUGCAUAGUAUAGAGCCUAGUUUGGUAGUUUGCUCAGGUUAGAAUAUUUGUUAUUCUUUUGUCAGAAAUUGAGCUUGUAUACGUUUGUUCAUACUUUUAAGCCUUGCUUUCUUGUUCCGGCUACAACACCAAUCAUGUUUAUUCAGAUCAGAUUUUCUACAA
Juglans regia (Persian walnut) is the source of this 5858-nucleotide messenger RNA. Its product is annotated as callose synthase 12-like. Gene Ontology annotation, cellular component: plasma membrane; 1,3-beta-D-glucan synthase complex. The record is from RefSeq and is a predicted model, not a curated record. Gene Ontology annotation, biological process: (1->3)-beta-D-glucan biosynthetic process. Gene Ontology annotation, molecular function: 1,3-beta-D-glucan synthase activity. The transcript is spliced from 2 exons. Lineage: Eukaryota; Viridiplantae; Streptophyta; Magnoliopsida; Fagales; Juglandaceae. The coding region runs from base 124 to 5418 and encodes 1764 amino acids.